Lathyrus oleraceus (garden pea) is the source of this 1289-nucleotide messenger RNA. Its product is annotated as WRKY transcription factor 55. Gene Ontology annotation, cellular component: nucleus. Lineage: Eukaryota; Viridiplantae; Streptophyta; Magnoliopsida; Fabales; Fabaceae. The record is from RefSeq and is a predicted model, not a curated record. The coding region runs from base 58 to 1065 and encodes 335 amino acids. The transcript has 3 exons. Gene Ontology annotation, molecular function: transcription cis-regulatory region binding; DNA-binding transcription factor activity. Gene Ontology annotation, biological process: regulation of DNA-templated transcription.
AAUUUCAAACAUUGUGUUCAAAAACACAAAACAAAGCUUAAACUUCCCGAAGAAGCCAUGGAAGAGGUGAUGAGUUUUAUGAUGCAUGCUUUUGAAUUGGCAAAAAAUCUUGAUCUAGAAUUACCCAACAUGGUCAACAACACUGAGAUUCUAUAUUCAUCCAUUCAUGAGGUAGAAAAAGCUUAUAGUGAUGCGAAAGAAAGAGUAAUGAUGAUGUUGUCGUCGUCAUCGUCAUCACAAUAUAACACAACAACAACAAAAGGUUCUGGUUCCUUUGCUCAAAUUCUGUCUCAUGAUGUUUUCAUGCAGAAAAAGCAGCAUGAUCAAAUCAUGCAUGCACAUUCAAUGGACCCGUUGCUUCUAAUUCAACACCCUUUUGAUGUGAGUGUUUUUCUUGAGAAUGAGAUGAUAAGUGGUGGCGAUGAUGCUCAAAUGUUGAGAUCAAAAGGGAAACAAUUGGUUGAUGUUCAAGGAAAAGAAACACCAUCAUCAUCAUCACGACCAAAACAAAGUAGGAAAAAUGAUUUGGAGAAGAGAAUAGAGAUGUUUCCUGCACCUCAAAUUGGAAACACUGAGAUGCCACCAGAAGAUGGCUUCAUUUGGAGAAAAUAUGGCCAGAAAGAGAUUCUUGGCCGGAAGUACCCAAGAAGUUACUAUAGGUGCACACACCAAAAGCUAUACCUUUGCCCAGCCAAGAAGCAAGUACAAAGGCUUGAUAACAAUCCAAACAUAGUUGAAGUAACAUAUAGAGGUGAACACAUUUGUCACAAAUCCUUAACAGCACCAUCAUCAUAUCCACCACUACCAAACCUACUUGCAAACAUUAGUGCUUCUCAAACUCAAACUAACAUUUCCUCCGAGAUGUGGCGGCCUUCGAUGAAUCUCGACCUCCGGGACGGAGAUGGUAGCGGCGGUGGAGCCUCUAAUCUAAGAUUCGGUGUUGAAUACGCGGUGGCUGAGAUGGCGGAUGCAAUGUUCAAUUCAGGCAGUAGUAGUGGAAAUAGUAUGGAGUUACUCUUUCAACCAAGUGAAGAUAAAUGGGAGCAUGAUGAAAAAGAAGAUUGAAAAAUAGAGUUAUUGGUUUCUUGUUGAGAAAUUAUUUUCUUGUGUUUUGUUAUGUUGAUUAACUCAUAGUUGAUAUAAGGUAGGUUUCUUGAAAAGCAAGUUUAGUUUUUUUGGGUGAUACUUAGUAGAGAGAGAUUAUGUAAGUUUGGAAUAACUCAAUUGUUUUCCUAAUGUGUAAUAUUUGCACGUUUGUAGAAUAAAAUUUAUUAGUAGAUGUUUAAGUA